Molecule: messenger RNA, 576 nt
Organism: Pogoniulus pusillus (Red-fronted tinkerbird)
Lineage: Eukaryota; Metazoa; Chordata; Aves; Piciformes; Lybiidae
Product: UDP-glucuronosyltransferase 1-6-like
Exons: 1
Molecular function (GO): UDP-glycosyltransferase activity
Source: RefSeq, a predicted model, not a curated record
AUGGCCCUUCCACUUCUGUGUUUCUUCAAGCCUGCUGGGAUAUUUCUUCUUCUGACAUCGCCUUUAUGCUUUGCUGAAGGUGGAAAGAUACUGGUGGUACCUCAGGAUGGAAGUCCCUGGCUCAGCAUGCACCCAGUAGUGGGGAAAUUCCAUCAAAAGGGACAUGAUGUUGUUGUGCUUGUGCCGUCAACAAGUUUGCAUAUAAAGCCAAAGGAGCCUGAUAGUUACACAGUGAAAGUAUUUCCAAUACCUUAUGGAGAGCAACAUUUAGCUGAGGGGCUACAGUCAUUUCUUAAUGAUCAUUUCAUUGAACAGUCUGCUUUGACUGUGAUCUUUACAAUGUAUCAAAGUGUGUUAGAAAUUUCCAACUAGUUUUUCGUCAACUGCAAGAGCCUUUUGCACAAUGAAGAGAUGUUGCAGUAUUUGAGAGAGGGCAAAUUUGAUGUGGUUUUCACAGAUCCAUUCCUGAUGUGCGGUCCGAUAAUUGCUGAGUAUCUUUCAGUUCCUUUGUCUUGGGUUCUAAUGCAAGUUCCCAGAGACUCUAAUAAAUUUGAUAGACCCAAUAACAAUUUGUAA